Molecule: messenger RNA, 2191 nt
Organism: Aspergillus nidulans FGSC A4
Lineage: Eukaryota; Fungi; Ascomycota; Eurotiomycetes; Eurotiales; Aspergillaceae
Product: putative RNA splicing factor (Pad-1)
Exons: 4
Coding region: 169-1827 (552 amino acids)
Biological process (GO): mRNA processing
Cellular component (GO): spliceosomal complex; nucleus
Molecular function (GO): nucleic acid binding; U1 snRNP binding; RNA binding
Source: RefSeq, a predicted model, not a curated record
AACAAUUAGGCAGCUUGGUUUUAAAACAAGAAGGGUUCGCACAAAAAAUCGCCCGUUCGCCGUCGAGCUCUAACGAAGCCAAAGUGACCACAUUCCUUUCCGGUCUGCUUUUCCUUCCAUCUGGUCAGCUUUUUUAGGAUAAGGAAUAUCUCCUGCCUACAAAACACUAUGUCAGGUCUCGACGUUGAGGCUCUACUUGAGUCUACUGCCGCCCCCGCUACUCAACGACCCGACGACCGCUCAAAGGCCGAAAAUGGCGACCGACGUGAUGAGCGCGACCGCUCUUGGGACCGGGACCGCAGACGACGGGAUCGUAGCCGAGACAGACGUCGCUCGAAGGAUGUCGACGGAGAUGAUGAUAUGAGAAGCCCGAGGAGCGAACACGGCAGUGCUAACGGAAGCCAUAGAAGUAGGAAGAGGAGCAGGAGCCGCGAUAGCGACCGUCGUCGGGCUCGCCGCGAUCGACACGGCGACGACUAUCGCUCGAAUGGUGAUUACUACCGUGGCGGUGGCCGCGCACGCACUCGAUCUCGAUCUCCUUAUGAUGACAGAUAUUACCGCCCCUCAGGCCGUUCCCGGCGGGAUGAGCGUGAUGAAGAAAGGCGACCUCGCCGUGAACGCGAACCUCGCAAACGAAGUGAUUCGAGAGAUAGAAGCCCUGAACUCAACGAAGACGAACGCGACCGGCGUACUAUCUUUGUGCAGCAACUCGCCGCACGACUGAGAACUAAGGAGCUGAUUGCCUUCUUUGAAAAGGUCGGACCUGUCAAAGAAGCUCAAAUCGUCAAAGACCGAGUUAGUGGAAGGUCCAAAGGUGUCGGUUAUGUCGAAUUCAAAGACGAGAGUUCCGUUGCGCCCGCUAUCCAGCUUACAGGACAAAAACUUCUAGGAAUUCCGAUCAUUGCGCAAUUGACUGAAGCCGAAAAGAAUCGCCAAGCCCGCAAUUCCGAGGCAAGCAGUGGCAAUAAACACUCCGCCCCUUUUCACAGGCUUUAUGUGGGUAAUAUCCAUUUCAGUAUCGAUGAGAAUGACCUUCAGAGUGUCUUUGAGCCAUUUGGCGAACUUGAAUUCGUUCAGCUGCAAAAGGACGAAACCGGUAGGAGCAGGGGCUAUGGCUUCGUGCAGUUCCGUGACCCCAACCAGGCCCGGGAGGCAUUGGAAAAGAUGAACGGCUAUGACCUUGGUGGUCGGGCUAUCCGCGUCGGCCUUGGCAAUGAUAAGUUCACCCCCGAGAACACUCAACGUACCCAGAGCCAGAGUGCAAACCAAAGUAACUUUCAGGGCUCUAUGUUCUCGGGCUCUGGCGGACGUGGUGUCCAGGCUGGAGGCACCAGCAACUUCGAUCGUGCGGGUGGUCGUGAGCCUGAGAAGGGAACCGCUGCCAGUGCCCUAGAUGACACAGACGUUGCCGGUGUGAACUUCAACAACUUCAGUAGAGACGCAUUGAUGAGGAAACUUGCAAGAACAGAUGAACCUGCUGAGCCCUCCGCAGACGACAAACAGCAAAAGAUACUCCUUCCGAAAACUGAACCCAAGCCUUUACCGGUUAAUGUCAACAUGGCGAGUCGGGAGGAGGGUGAAUCCUGGGUUAAGGAGCUGGAGGAUGACGUUCGCGCUGAGUGCGAAGAAAAAUAUGGCCAUGUUGUUCACAUUGCACUAGAUCCAAAUUCCCAGGGCGACAUAUACCUGAAGUUCGACCGCGUCCAGGGUGGAGAGAACGCCAUCAAGGGCCUGAACGGGCGCUUCUUCGGCGGCAGACAAAUCACUGCGCAACCUGUCGUCGAUGCUGUUUACAGCAGCUUGUUUUCCCGAACAAAAGCAAUCUAAUCUUCAUCGACCCCGCUUAUUAUCAACAAGACCGCCUACCACAAGAUCGCCAGUCAUGGUAGGUAUCUAUCUAAUUUGUCUGCCAGGUGCUACUUGUGAUCGCAAGACCAAUCAGACUACAGCGCCGUUAACCAGUCCUGAUACUUGAUAUGGGACUCGCACCAUGUUUGGUCCUGUAUAACACUACCCCUGGUAGGUGCUAGUUUUCUCUCGACAUCUUGCUUCCUACGGUUUUGAAUGCCGAAAGGCUUGAUGCGCAAUGAUUUGUCUAUAGGGAUCUUUUUAUAUUUGUCCUAGCGCGAAACUUAUUUGUCUAUAUAUUACCGUGCGUAUGUCUAAUUUAUAACGAUGAAAGUUCUAAAAU